Populus euphratica (Euphrates poplar) is the source of this 492-nucleotide messenger RNA. RefSeq names its product ammonium transporter 3 member 1-like. The transcript has a single exon. Gene Ontology annotation, biological process: ammonium transmembrane transport. The record is from RefSeq and is a predicted model, not a curated record. Lineage: Eukaryota; Viridiplantae; Streptophyta; Magnoliopsida; Malpighiales; Salicaceae. Gene Ontology annotation, cellular component: plasma membrane. Gene Ontology annotation, molecular function: ammonium channel activity. The coding region runs from base 1 to 492 and encodes 163 amino acids.
AUGGGAAUUUUAUCUGGUAGUGUUCCAUGGUUUACCAUGAUGAUUGUUCACAAAAGAUGGACACUACUGCAAAAAAUUGAUGACACACUAGAAGUGUUUCACACUCAUGCUGUUGCUGGCCUUCCAGGGGGUGUUCUAACAGGCCUCUUUGCAGAACCUGAGCUCUGUGUACUAUUUUUGUCGGUGAAAAACUCAAGGGGCGGUGUCUAUGGUGGUUCCGGUGGAAUCCAAAUACUCAAACAACUAGUUGGCGGUGCUUUCAUUAUUGGAUGGAACGUUGUCGUUACAUCAAUUAUUUGUGUAGUGAUAAACUUUGUGAUACCAUUGAGAAUGUCUGAGGAACAAUUGCUUAUUGGGGAUGAUGCUGUGCAUGGUGAGGAGGCUUAUGCAUUGUGGGGUGAUGGAGAAAAGUAUGAUGCAACCAAGCAUGGGGAUAACACAGAACAUAACAUGGAAACGAGGACAUCAACUGGUGCCACUCAAGUGAUGUAG